GUACCCUGCGCACGGGGAGCGUAGGCGCAAGGACCGCCCCCGCCUGAGGAAAGACGGGGGAAGCACGCCGCUUCCAGUGGCUACGCUGAAGAUGGUGUGGCCGCGGCGGGUGACGUCACAAAGAUGGCGGACGCCGGAGGGCGACGUUACUGAUCCUAAAGGUGCUCGGCGAGUUGGACCCACAAGGUUUCCCUCCGAGAGUCCUAAGGUCUUGGCAAAAGACUCCGUUCCUUCUUCUUGCCUUUCGAGAUAACAGCAGGCCUCGCUCGCUGCACGAGACCUUGGAGGACGGCAGCGUCGCGAGCUGAUUACGUUUCACAGGUUUUGCCGGCGCCGAAUUGUUUUCUAAGACGAUUCGUUCCACUAGGGACGGGGCCCGCGAGAUCCACCAACUGCCCAAGGGAAGGAAGUUUUGCACGGCCAAGUCUUCAGCCCCAGGGGUCCGAGACCGAGGUCCAACGGCCCUUCGCCUGGGAGUGCUGCGGGGUGCGCGUGCGCAAGCUGCUGUAAGAGCCACCGAGGAGUGCCCCGCCCCCCCAAAAAGGCGGGAGCCACCAAUCCCAGCACGACCACACACUCCGUCGUGCGGCGGAAGUACUUGGCCCACGUGGGCCGCGACCACUUGGAACCCGAGGAGAAGCAGGUGCUGAAGAGGCUGGUGGAGGAGGAGCUACUGCAGAUGCUGGCAGAUGACGCUGCAAUGAGGGAAGAGAAGCUAGACCUCACCAAGAAGUUGAAGAGGUCGCCCAACUCCUCCAGUGACCCAGCAAGAAAAAGAUCUCGCUUUAAUUCAGAGUCAGAGCCCAGCUCUGCAGCCUCCAGCCCAGGCUGCUUGGCAUCUCCAGCCAAGGAGAAGGAAAAUCCAACUGGAGCCUCAAAGAAAGUAGUUGAGAGCAGUGAUGAAGAACCACAAAGGGACAUGAUGGCAAAGACAGGAUCAGAAAGCAGUGAGGAGUACAGUGAGAGCAGGAGCAGGAAGAAACCUGGGACCAAGAAAAAGCAGGCAACAGGCAAGGCCUCAGCCAAGAAGCAGACCAGGGAAGACAGUGAAGACAGUGAGGAAGAACCGAUCCAGAGGAAAGCAAAGCAGGCAGGGGGACGUGGAGAAGCUAAAAGCCACCGGGAACGUGAAAGUGAGGAGGAGCAGAGCCUAGCCAAGAAAAAAAAGAACAGUGAGGAGGAAGAGGAGGAAGGUGUUUGGAAGCCCAGAGCUGGAACCAUUAGGGAAAGUUCAGCACAGAAAGGGAGAAACUGUAAGCAGAAAAGCAGGGCAGGGACACUAGUGAGCAACUUGGGGCAGAGUGAGGACGAGGAGAAAGAGGCAGCUGGCAGUGGGGAUAACCAAGAGCCUCUCACGCAGACCAAGAAUGUGGACAGGACUGUGUGUAAGGAUAGAAUACAAAGUGGAAGCAGUGAGGAUGAAGACAGCGGGACAGUGCCAGUAACUGUUCAAGGCACUGGAAAGACAACCAGCUUGGGCAGUGGCAAUGGUGAGGACAGUGACACAGAGAGGGAGGUGAGUGAUGGUGAGGAAGGGACAAGUCCCAAGGGGGAGAGAAAGAACCGCUCUUCCAAGACCUCCAAGAAAGGCAGGACACGAAGCUCAUCUUCCUCUUCAGAUGAAAGUCCAGAGUCCAAGGGUGGCAAGGCUGGCUCUGGUCGCCGUGGAGAGGACCACCCAGCAGUGAUGAGACUAAAACGCUACAUUCGGGCCUGUGGCGCCCAUCGAAACUACAAGAAGCUCCUGGGUUCCUGUCACUCACACAAGGAGCGUCUGAGUGUACUCCGCGCUGAGCUGGAAGCCCUGGGCAUGAAGGGCAAUCCUUCCUUAGAGAAAUGUCGGGCACUAAAGGAGAAGCGGGAAGAAGCAGCUGAGGUGGCGUCACUGGAUGUGGCCAACAUCAUCAGUGGUUCAGGCCGGCCUCGCAGACGUACUGCCUGGAACCCUUCAGGAGAAGCAACACCCCCAGGGGAGCUCUACCGCCGGACCAUAGACUCAGAGGAGGAGCGGCCUCGUCAGGCACCCCCAGACUGGUCCCAUAUGCGUGGCGUCAUCAGCAGUGACGGCGAGAGUAACUGAGCCCCAUACCCUUGCCCUUCAGGAGGGUCCUCCCACCACCCCUGCUGAGCCUGCAGAGCAGGAAGCAGCCUUCAGAGAAGACAGAAGCCCUCAAAAUCUCGGUAUAUUAUUUUUCUUCACAUUCUCUGUUUAGGGUGUCUACAGGGGUUAUUUUUUAAGACUCAAUAAAGGAAUGUUUAUAAUUA
Molecule: messenger RNA, 2265 nt
Organism: Dipodomys ordii (Ord's kangaroo rat)
Lineage: Eukaryota; Metazoa; Chordata; Mammalia; Rodentia; Heteromyidae
Gene: Hirip3
Product: HIRA interacting protein 3
Exons: 7
Coding region: 680-2080 (466 amino acids)
Cellular component (GO): nucleus
Source: RefSeq, a predicted model, not a curated record